Messenger RNA from Saccharomyces cerevisiae S288C, 3681 nucleotides. It is a transcript of the gene SNT1, whose product is annotated as Snt1p. The record is from RefSeq and is marked reviewed. Gene Ontology annotation, cellular component: nucleus; protein-containing complex. NCBI's taxonomy places the organism in Eukaryota, Fungi, Ascomycota, Saccharomycetes, Saccharomycetales, Saccharomycetaceae. The transcript has a single exon. Gene Ontology annotation, biological process: regulation of DNA-templated transcription. Bases 1 to 3681 code for a protein of 1226 amino acids.
AUGGGGUAUCCGCCACCUACACGAAGGCUUGGAGAUAAGAAAAGGUACCAUUAUUCCAAUAAUCCUAACCGAAGGCAUCCUUCCGCUGUUUAUUCCAAGAAUAGCUUUCCAAAAUCAAGCAAUAAUGGAUUUGUAUCUUCUCCUACUGCCGAUAAUUCAACAAAUCCGUCUGUAACUCCCAGUACUGCAUCUGUACCUCUUCCUACAGCGGCACCUGGAAGCACGUUUGGUAUCGAAGCACCCAGGCCAUCUCGAUAUGAUCCGAGCUCAGUCAGUAGGCCUUCGUCAUCAUCUUAUUCGUCAACAAGAAAAAUUGGAAGCCGUUAUAACCCAGAUGUGGAAAGAUCCUCUUCAACCACUAGUUCAACUCCGGAAAGUAUGAAUACGAGCACCAUAACACACACCAAUACGGAUAUCGGAAACUCACGCUAUUCUCGAAAAACCAUGAGCAGAUAUAAUCCUCAAUCUACUAGUUCUACAAACGUUACCCACUUUCCCUCGGCAUUAUCAAACGCUCCACCGUUUUAUGUUGCCAACGGGAGUUCUCGGAGACCUCGAUCAAUGGAUGAUUAUAGUCCUGAUGUAACGAACAAGCUCGAAACAAAUAAUGUUUCAUCUGUUAAUAAUAACAGCCCUCAUUCUUAUUACUCUAGGAGCAACAAAUGGAGAUCCAUUGGAACGCCUUCCAGACCACCAUUUGAUAAUCAUGUCGGCAAUAUGACGACCACCAGCAAUACUAACUCGAUCCAUCAAAGGGAACCUUUUUGGAAAGCAAAUAGUACUACUAUUUUAAAAUCAACUCAUUCACAGUCAUCGCCUUCCCUUCAUACUAAAAAAUUUCACGAUGCGAAUAAAUUGGACAAACCAGAGGCUUCAGUUAAAGUUGAAACACCCAGUAAAGAUGAGACAAAAGCCAUAUCGUACCAUGAUAACAAUUUUCCACCAAGAAAAUCAGUUUCUAAACCUAAUGCACCUUUAGAACCCGAUAAUAUCAAGGUUGGCGAAGAAGAUGCAUUGGGGAAAAAAGAAGUACAUAAAAGUGGGCGUGAGAUAGCAAAGGAACAUCCUACUCCUGUAAAAAUGAAAGAGCAUGAUGAACUAGAAGCUCGCGCUAAAAAAGUAAGUAAAAUCAAUAUUGAUGGAAAGCAGGACGAAAUUUGGACGACGGCAAAAACAGUGGCCAGUGCAGUCGAAGUUUCCAAAGAAAGUCAAAAGGAACUAACACGCUCUGUUGAAAGGAAGGAAAGCCCAGAAAUUAGAGAUUAUGAAAGAGCAUACGAUCCGAAAGCCCUGAAAACAGACGUAACAAAGUUGACAGUAGACAAUGAUAAUAAAAGUUACGAAGAACCUCUUGAAAAAGUGGAGGGGUGUAUUUUCCCAUUACCAAAAGCAGAAACGAGAUUAUGGGAAUUGAAAAACCAGAAAAGAAACAAAAUAAUAAGUGAACAAAAGUACUUACUGAAAAAGGCAAUUAGGAAUUUCUCAGAGUAUCCUUUUUACGCACAGAACAAACUUAUACAUCAGCAGGCUACCGGACUUAUCUUGACGAAAAUUAUAUCAAAGAUAAAAAAGGAAGAACAUUUGAAAAAAAUAAAUUUAAAACAUGAUUAUUUCGAUCUCCAGAAGAAGUAUGAAAAAGAAUGCGAAAUUUUGACUAAACUGAGUGAAAAUUUAAGGAAGGAAGAAAUCGAAAAUAAACGUAAAGAGCACGAACUAAUGGAGCAGAAAAGACGUGAAGAAGGUAUCGAAACAGAAAAGGAAAAAAGCUUACGGCAUCCAUCCUCGUCUUCCUCAUCUCGUCGCAGAAAUAGGGCUGACUUCGUUGAUGAUGCGGAAAUGGAAAAUGUAUUGCUACAAAUCGACCCAAAUUAUAAACAUUAUCAGGCUGCUGCAACAAUUCCUCCGCUAAUUUUAGAUCCAAUCCGCAAACACUCUUACAAAUUCUGUGAUGUAAAUAACUUGGUUACAGACAAAAAGCUUUGGGCGUCUAGAAUAUUGAAAGACGCCUCUGACAACUUUACUGACCAUGAGCACUCUUUAUUUUUGGAGGGUUAUUUAAUUCAUCCUAAAAAAUUUGGUAAAAUUUCUCACUACAUGGGCGGCUUAAGAAGUCCUGAAGAGUGUGUCCUACAUUAUUAUAGAACAAAGAAAACUGUGAAUUAUAAACAACUUCUUAUCGAUAAGAACAAGAAAAGAAAAAUGUCAGCCGCUGCCAAGCGCCGCAAGAGGAAGGAAAGAAGUAAUGACGAGGAAGUCGAAGUUGAUGAGAGUAAAGAAGAGUCAACGAACACGAUAGAGAAGGAAGAAAAAAGUGAGAACAAUGCCGAGGAAAAUGUUCAGCCGGUUCUAGUUCAAGGUUCUGAAGUGAAAGGUGAUCCAUUAGGUACACCGGAAAAAGUUGAAAAUAUGAUUGAACAGAGAGGCGAAGAGUUUGCAGGUGAAUUGGAAAAUGCUGAGAGGGUAAACGACUUAAAAAGGGCGCAUGAUGAAGUUGGAGAAGAGAGCAAUAAGUCCAGUGUAAUAGAAACCAACAAUGGGGUACAAAUAAUGGAUCCAAAAGGAGCUGUUCAGAAUGGUUAUUAUCCAGAGGAGACCAAAGAACUUGACUUCAGUUUAGAGAAUGCGUUACAGAGAAAGAAACACAAAUCUGCACCAGAGCAUAAAACAAGUUAUUGGAGUGUUCGUGAAUCUCAACUCUUUCCAGAAUUGUUGAAGGAGUUUGGCUCUCAAUGGUCUCUCAUAUCAGAAAAACUGGGUACCAAAUCUACUACAAUGGUAAGGAAUUACUACCAAAGAAAUGCAGCUCGCAAUGGAUGGAAAUUACUGGUUGAUGAAACCGACUUAAAGCGAGAUGGGACUAGUUCAGAAUCUGUACAACAAUCUCAAAUUUUGAUACAACCAGAACGACCAAACAUCAAUGCCUAUAGUAAUAUUCCUCCUCAACAAAGACCGGCUUUGGGUUAUUUUGUUGGACAACCAACUCAUGGGCAUAAUACAUCUAUUUCAUCUAUCGAUGGCUCUAUAAGACCAUUUGGGCCUGAUUUUCAUCGUGAUACCUUUUCUAAAAUUAGUGCUCCUUUAACCACUUUACCACCACCAAGACUACCAUCUAUUCAGUUUCCUCGUUCAGAAAUGGCAGAACCUACAGUGACAGAUUUGCGUAACAGGCCCUUAGACCAUAUUGACACGUUGGCUGAUGCAGCUUCGUCAGUAACAAAUAAUCAAAACUUCAGUAAUGAAAGGAAUGCAAUUGACAUUGGCCGUAAAUCGACGACAAUCAGCAAUCUAUUGAAUAAUUCGGAUCGAAGCAUGAAAUCUUCUUUCCAAAGCGCUUCAAGACACGAAGCACAGCUCGAAGACACUCCCAGCAUGAACAAUAUUGUAGUACAAGAAAUAAAACCGAAUAUUACUACGCCAAGAUCGAGUUCUAUUUCUGCAUUACUAAAUCCUGUAAAUGGGAAUGGGCAAUCAAACCCAGAUGGAAGGCCGUUGCUGCCAUUUCAGCAUGCUAUUUCUCAAGGCACUCCUACUUUCCCUUUACCGGCCCCUCGCACUAGUCCAAUAAGUCGUGCGCCUCCAAAGUUCAAUUUUUCGAAUGAUCCGUUGGCAGCUUUGGCUGCGGUUGCCUCCGCGCCAGAUGCAAUGAGCAGUUUUUUAUCUAAAAAGGAAAAUAAUAAUUGA